AUGGAUGCUCUGCUGAAGCUUUUCCACUUCCUCCUGCUCUCUCUUUCCUCCACCCUCUCCGCUCCAAGCACAUCCUCCGCCUCCGUAAUCGGCGUCACUUACACUUCUCCUCUCCCCUCGCCGCCAUCCUCCUCAACCGAUGGCAAUUCGUCGUUGCCGACUCCUCCGCCACAGCAGCGCGCCCAUCCAGAGAAGAUCGUCUCCGCCGUCUCCGAUCUCCGCUUCGGCGCCGUCCGCCUCACGCAUCCCGAUCCCAACCUCGUCAGAGCCUUCGCCUUCACCAACACCUCCCUGCUUCUUUCAAUUCCCAACGGCCUCCUCCCCCCGCUGGCUUCCAAUCGCACUCUGGCCGUCAACUGGCUCCGCGCCCACGUCCUCCCUUUCUAUCCGCGCUCCAAGAUCGCAACAAUCUCCGUCGGAGAAGACGCAGUCGCCGCCCCGCAGAUCUCGUUCCUGCUGCCUGCCAUACGCAACGUCCACCUCGCGCUCAGAGACAUCGGAAUCAGAUCGAUCUCCGUCUCCACGACAUUUUCCUUCAUCAAAAUCGUGACGACGGCGUUCCCUCCCUCGGCGGCCACUUUCCAGGAGCCGAUCGGCGAGGCGGUGAUUCGGCCGCUGCUCCAGUUCUUGGAAGACACCAACUCUUCCUUCUUGGUGAAUCUUUACCCGUACAACAUGUACAGAUUGCACUUUCAGAUCCCGCUCGGAUUGGCUCUGUUUCAGGGAGGCAAUUUCAAUUUCCGCGACGAUUUGGCCACUGGAGUCCGGUACCUCAAUCUGUUCGAUAUGAUGGUGGAUGCUGUCGUCACUUCCAUGGCGGUCGCCGGCCACGAGAACAUCCCCUUGGUCGUUGCCGAGACGGGAUGGCCAAGCUCGGCAGUAGACAGCGCCGCCGCCGACGCCGACGCGAAUCCGGCGUACGCUGAGUUGUACUUGAAGUCGUUGGUGGCACACUUGAUCUCCGGCAAGGGAACGCCGCUGAGGAAAGAAGGGGUGGCGCAGGCCUACAUCUACGAGCUGGUUGAAUCCGAUCCGAAGCAGCAGCUGCCGCUGCAGCAGGGGGCGCACAAUUGGGGCAUUCUACACCCAAACAUGAGUAAGAAGUAUCACUUCGACUUCUCCUCUGCCUCUAGGAACAACACCAUUCCUUUGGGGAGAUUGCUUCUUCUGUCCACAGUUGUGCUCGCAUCUUUGUUGUUCCAGUAG
Linum tenue is the source of this 1206-nucleotide messenger RNA. The record is from the annotation of a GenBank genome assembly. Lineage: Eukaryota; Viridiplantae; Streptophyta; Magnoliopsida; Malpighiales; Linaceae.